AUGGCAGUGCAGCACAAUUGGACCAGGGUCAACAGCAUGGAAAUGGACAGCAACCCACAACUGUCCAGUGAUUGCAACAGGCUAGCCACCUCUCUCAGCAUCAUCCUUUCCGCAUUGUCAUACACCACUGUAAGGCACUACUUCCCCCACACCGUUUCCACCAUUCCAUCCACACGCUCUGGCGUCCCCCACCCAUACUCCCGUCCUACCAGCCGCUCUAGUUGUCGUUCCGUGGCAGCCAACUCCCAACCACCCACUUGCAAAUCAUCUCCCACUCCGCGAAACUUGCCUGGAAUGGAACCAGAGCUGUCCAUUGGCGCUCUCCUUGAGGCUAUCCAAGCCCUCUCCACACAAGUUGGGUCCCUCCAGGACCAAGUCAAGUCUCAAGGCAAGCAAAUCACUCAGCUCACCGCCUUAUGCAAGGAGACCAACGACCUCGUUGGAGACAAGGACCAGGGCGGAGCCCAAACAAAGCCUGGCCCAUUGACUGGGCCUAUCACUCCUCCCACCCACACGGGAGGAGAAGCCCACACUCCAGCAACGAUUAGGCCUGGACUCAAGGCCCCCUUCCGACCAUCAAGGGGCACAGGCUUUGAUUCAGAAGAGGAGGAAGAGCCAAGGCACCCCAAAAGGGAGCCUCAAGGAACGCCUAAACGGCACUUAGGAUCUCUCACCCCUUUUGAUGCAGGGUCCAGUGUAAAGCGGCCAAAGAUGGACCUCCCAGACCCCUAUAAGGGUGAUACCAGGGGACGCAAGGCCACUCAGGACCAAUUUGACAAGGAGGAGCAAAUGGUUGUAUGGAUCCUAUACCAUAUGACCAAUAAAGCUGCCAAUUGGGCUCUCCCCAUUAUUGGGGCCAUCAUCAAGGGCAAAGGCAAUCCCCCCACCACCAUCCAGGCCUUAACGGCCAAGUUCAAAGAAGCAUUUGCCGACCCCGACGCCAAGCAAGCCGCCGCUAGAAAAAUUGCGGCUCUCUCCCAAACAACCACCACCUCCGAGUACGUCACGGAGUUCUGCAAUCUCAUGGCGGAAUUGGACUGGAACAAGGAGGCCUAUAUUGCGCAGUUCACGCAAGGCCUCCACUGGAAGGUCAAGGAACUGCUAUCAACCAAGGAUAGUAUUCCCAAUGAACUCAAGGCAAUUUUUGCGGCCUCUAUUAAGAUUGACAACAUUUGUUGCGAAAAUGAGGAGAACCGUCCCAAAAAGGCACCCGCCAAAUCCCCGGCCACCGUGGCCACUACUUCCACCACUACCACCCAACGGGUCCGCCUCUCAGAGGACCCAAAUUACGUCACACCGGAAGAAAGGGAUUGCCGCCGCGCGUCUGGCCUUUGUGUCAAGUGCGGUCAGAAGGGACAUGGAAUCAAGCAAUGUCCCAACGGAUGGAAAGCCACAGUCAAAGAAGUGGCUAAGAUUGCCGAGGACGUUGAGUCGGGAAAAGAUUGA
Rhizoctonia solani is the source of this 1446-nucleotide messenger RNA. RefSeq names its product Retrotransposon gag protein. Gene Ontology annotation, molecular function: nucleic acid binding; zinc ion binding. The record is from RefSeq and is a predicted model, not a curated record. The transcript has 3 exons. Bases 1 to 1446 code for a protein of 481 amino acids. Lineage: Eukaryota; Fungi; Basidiomycota; Agaricomycetes; Cantharellales; Ceratobasidiaceae.